This is a messenger RNA of Amaranthus tricolor (Joseph's coat), 6995 nucleotides long. RefSeq names its product protein FLX-like 3. The transcript is spliced from 9 exons. The record is from RefSeq and is a predicted model, not a curated record. The coding region runs from base 162 to 995 and encodes 277 amino acids. Lineage: Eukaryota; Viridiplantae; Streptophyta; Magnoliopsida; Caryophyllales; Amaranthaceae.
UUGUGCCGGUCAUAUUUUAAUCACCGUUAGAUAGGGCAUCAACUCCAAACAAAAUAUCUUGAGUGGUCAAAGAGAGUAUUCUUUUCAAAAACACAUAAUUUUGAGGAGAAAAUCUCCCAAUUUGUGACAAUUCGAACGGUAGUUUCACAGGAGAGCUGAUAAUGGCGGGAAGGAAUCGUGUGCCUCGUGCUGCUUUCAAUGAUAGGCAUGGGCACCUCCCUGGGGGAAACAUUGUUCGGGGUCCUUUGUCAAGAUCACCACUACCUCAUCCUGCCAUUUUGGAGGAAGAAAUUGAAAUUCAGCGUGUUGAGAUUCGAAAGCUCUUUGAUGAUAAUAGAACACUUGCUGAAGAUCGGGUGGCUUUGCAGCGAGAGGUGAAUGCUGCUCGGGAGGAUAUUCAUCGCCUGAAUCUUGUUAUUUCUGAUAUUCGUAGGGAGCAUGAUGCUCAUUCGAGAGAGCUCAUUGAUCAAAAUUUGAAGUUGGAGGCUGGGGUUCGUGAGGCUGAAUCAUUCAAGAAGGAUGCCAAACGAUUGCGUUCAGAAGUUCAGGGUUUAGAAAAGAUACGACUAGAAUUAGGUGCACAAGUUGCGGCCUUCACAAAGGAUUUGUCUAAGCUACAAGCUGAGAAUAAGCAGAUUCCGCAUCUAAAAGCCCAGAUUGAGAGUAUGCAGCAGGAACUGAUGCACGCAAGAGCAGCUAUUGACUAUGAGAACAAGGCUAAAAUGGCACUUAUGGAACAGAAGCAAGCAAUGGAAAAUAAUGUGAUUUCUAUGGCACGUGAAGUUGAAAAACUACGGGCAGAACUCACUAGCAGUAAUGCCAGACCAUGGCCUACUGGUGCACCUUAUGGAAUGAAGCUUAAUAGUCCUGAGGCUGGCUAUCCUGGUCAUUAUGGAGAUCGCUAUGAUCCUCAUAUGGGUGCUGCUGAGAAGGCUCCUCUUUAUGGAUUGGGAUCUUCUGCUUGGGGUGGAGUUGAAAAGCGUGCAUGCAGAUGAACAAUUGAUUAUGGAUCUGCCAAGACUCUAGUGCUUUGCUGCUGUCAAAUAUAUCAUAAGGUUAUAAUUGGUAGAUUGAUAAGUCUAUAUCUAUUUGCUUGUUGGAUUAAUGGGCCUAGAAGGGAUCUAGAGUUUGUUGCUGAAAGUAUAGUGGACAUGUCACUGUUAUUUCCUAGUGUGUCAAUGCAGAUGGCUGUGUUUUAUUAUCAUUUAUUAUAUGGUUUCCGGUGUUUGAUUUUGUUCUUUUUUUAUAAAUUGGCAUUUUAAUUUGCUGUGUUUUCUCCUUGCCUAUCUAAGAUAUUACUUGGUGAUUAUGAUAAGAUAUACUAAUGAAAUUUCCUAUAGGUGUUUGUUGACAAUGUGGGGUUGGGACUCGGUUUUGUAAUUAGGGAAAUCCCCCCCUUUUUUUUUUCUUUUUUUUUUUUUUUUUUUUUUUUUAACUUAAGGGGUAUAGGAAAUUAUGAUAAGCUGGAGACUGGGAUGUAUUUAACAAAAUUAUACUUAGGGUGACAUGUAUUAUAUGGCAGACUUUGAAUUUGGAUAUUUUACAGUCCAUAUAGGGAUAUAAAGCAUCGGGAUUUUUCCUUUGGGUUUUGCAAAAUUUAUUUGCUGUUCCCAGCUUGCAAAGCAAAUAAGGGAAUAGAAAUUACUUGAUGAAUUUUGCAUCACUCAAUUCCAGUUGCAUCCUGUAAUGAACUAGUAAUUUGAAUAAUUAGUUCAUGAAGGGGUAAUUUAGGUAAUUACUAUGUUAGUGGUAACUUAGGCAAUAAAUUAGUAUUAAGAGGCAUUUUAUUAUAAAUAGGGGGCAUUAGGAAGUUAUUAAUCAUCAGGAAAAUCAGUAUAACAUUUGUUGGGUGGGUUUUACUCAUUUUAGGAGAUCUCAAGCUUUUCGAAGUGCUUGAUUUAUCUUUUGUUAUUUUGUAAUCAUCCUUUAAUCGUUCUUUGUUCAUUCAUUUUAUAAUACAAUUUCACUUUUGUCCUUUUAUUUGGUUGCCAUUUUUACUGUAUUAGUGCAAUUAAUCAGUUCAUAGCAAACAUGGCAUUAGAGCGGUACGAUUCCAGUGACCAAAAUCUUGUCGGAGAUGUCACAAGUCCAGAUGUUACAAAGGUAGCUAAUCUAGAUGCCUUUUUUUUGGGGGGGGGGGGGGGGGUGUUUGGAACUGAAAUUUCACCCUUAGAGAUGCUCUAAAUGGUUGUCCAAGAUAAUGUCAUUCACUUAUUCAAAUCAACCUCGAUGAAUAAUAUUUAUGAAAAAUGGGGAAAAGGAAUUUGUGAGUUUUGUGACGAACAGUUAGAAGAAACGGAACUUGCAGGACAUCAUUGUAGCCACAAGGCAUUUUCAAUGCUUUACCUCCAUGAAGGGAUGAAGGAUGAACUAAUGGUAAUUGUUUAUCAUGAAUCCGCAAAAGAAGAAAACACACAAAAAAGAACACAAACCAUAUCUCAGAAUAUGUAUUUCGAAAAGAACACACAUCUCAAAGAAAGAGAAGAGUUAACAGAACUGGAAAAUAAUGAAGAGUACACAAGAGUUAUGCAGAAGAGAAAGAAAGAAAAGAACCAUUCGGAGUUCAGGGACUACUACUAGAGAAGAAAAAAAUUCAGGAGGAAAAAGAAAACAAUAAAGAUAUGUGGAAAAAAAGAGAAAAAUAGGAAGAAGCAAAGCAUGAGGUUUCAAAAGAACAGGGUAAAGAAAAGGGGUCAGUAGGUCAAGGAGCUUGUGGUAGCACGUGGGUUAGGGCUUGGAGGCUUAACCGAAGAAAAGCUGCAAGGAGGUGGUUUGUUGAGCGCCCUCGACGCGUGGGAGCGAGAGAAAGAGAGGAGUAAAAGAAGAGAAAGCAGAUGGUAAAACAGUAGGGGUUGUCGGAGACCGUUUGUUUGAUGGAGACGUUGGCAGUAAGAGGAGAGGGAAAAUAGUGCAAGACAAAGUGAGUGCUGAGACCGACGGUAAACUAUGGCAGCUGACCAGUGGUGGGUAGUAUCACCGGAAAAUGUCGGUGGUAUGCCAACAAGAGUAAGAAGACAGUGACUGACAAGGGGGGUCGUGUGGCCAGAAAUUUCUGGUGGUGUCGGAUCCGAGAGAAGAGUAAAGGAGGGAGCUGGAAGCGGGUGGUGCAAAAUCUUGCUGGCCGACAGGUGGCAUAAGCAGUGAUAGAAGCUUGGUUUGCCGGCCUGAAGAAGGAGGCAGCAGCUGUAAGUUUUAAGGUUAGGGUUCUUGGGUUUUAAGGAGAGAGAAAGGGAAUGAAGAGGCAAGGAGGAGGUUUGUUUAGAAAGGGAAAUUUAGGGUUUGUUUUUAACCUCAAUGGUGAUGUCAACAAUGAUGAUAGGGAGGCUGGGAGGAAUGGAGUUUCUGAUGGGUUUUUUAAUUUUGUUUAAAAGUAAGCCAAAGUCAUUUUAAGCUUUUAACAUUGUGCAAAAUGGGGAAUUUUAAUGGUGGAAGGCCAAGCUAAUUUUUACCCACCUUGAGUGCAAGGUGGAACUUCAAGCGGUGGGUAUUGCAAUGUACUAGUAAUUUGAAUAACUAGUUUACGAAGGGGUAAAUUAGUUAAUUACUAUGUUAGUGGUAACUUAGGCUAUAAAUUAGUAUUAAGAGGCAUUUUAUUAUAAAUAGGGGGCGUUAGGAAGUUAUUAAUCAUCAAUAAAAUCAGUGAACAUUUGUUGGGUGGGUUUUACUCAUUUUAGGAGAUCUCAAGUUUCUCGAAGUGCUUGAUUUAUCUUUUGUUAUUUUGUAUCAUCCUUUAAUCGUUCUUUGUUCACUCAUUUUAUAAUACAAUUUCACUUUUGUCUGUUUAUUAUUUUGUUGCCAUUUUACUGUAUUAGUGCAAUUAAAUAGUUCAUAGCACAUACUUGCUGAUUGCAAACUCUAAUCCUGCAUGAGUAAAAACACUUUUGAAGUUCAUUUUCUCUUUUUCCAAAUAUACUAUCCAAGAUUAAUUCUUAUAAUUUAUGUAAAAUAAUUGUCACUUGCUCUUUUUUGUAAGCACUAAGAUAUUCUACUGCAAUUUGUGUUAUUGGAAACCCAUUGUAAGUAGCUUUUGCCUACUAUAUAUAGUGCUAGGCAGACUUAGAAUAUGCGACUCAUCUUGUUAUGGAAACUUUGUGUGGAGCUCCUCCCAAGCUUUUAAUCGGGCUCUUUCUUGUACUCAAGCUAUCUGUUCGAGUGUUAUGUCUACAUAGAUUCAUGCAAGAUAAAUGGUUGUUGAACUAGCUAGCGCUUUUGAGAACCGGUUAUCUACAAAGUCAUUUGCGUACUAUGAUAACUGGCAGCGUGGAAUCAAAAUCGGAAUUCUCUGAGAGGUUACAAUUUUUCAGGGUGUCAUAUGGCAGCUGUCCUUUUUCGGUGGAUAUUAAAUUUGUCAUCCAAAGUUACAGGGUGUUUUCGUUUACCGUGAUUGCAGUUCAUAUUUGUUUUGUUCAUAGUUUUGUUAUUGUUCUUUCGAUAGGUGAAGUUAAGAACUUGUGGAGAAAUCAUGCUGUGCUAGCUUUAUGUAGCAUGUUUCUACAGGAUAAUUCUGGCAAAGUACAGUAACAAUGGUUCCAGGGUUUCAAAUGGCUGGUGUUGUAGCGGUACUAAUCUUUGGCCAGAUUAAUUCAUGUGGUAUCUAUUGGUACAUACUUUAUAUCUUUGAUGGAUCAACUUGAGAUGUAUAGAUAGGGCUUAUGGGGUUCAAGGAAACAAUCUCUCUAUUAUUUUGGUACAUAGAAAUUCUCCUUAUUACUUUAGUUCGUAUUCUAUUGAUUACAUAUUACCCUUAUUCCUCAAAUAAAAUCUCCCUUUCCCAUGAAACCCUUUGAUCCCCAUUGAAUUCCGUCUUUCAUUUUUUUCCUUUGCUAAAGCAGACACAUGAUGAUUGCCUUUCUUACUCAACUACCCCAUUGAAUAAUCUUAUUAAUCUUUGAUUAUUUGCGAGUUGUGAUGUUUUUUAGUUGAUCCCUUUCUGACGACUCCUUCCACGAAUGGAUUCCAACAAGUGGCCAUCAGUUUUAUCUUAAACUUGUAAGUUCUACAAGCUCUUUUAAAUGAUUGAAGAACUGUGAGGUUUAGUCUUUAUGGAUUCUUAUUAGGUGUUUUCUCUAUUAUCAAUUAUGGAAUGUUUUAUCUAGAAUCUGGAUUGAGCUGGUAAAAGUAAGUUAUUAUUGUUGGGGCUUUGCUAUAUCAUAUUUUUUAAGCUAUGUUAUGGAGGGAAGUCUUGGCACUAUUUAAGCGAGUUUUAUUGGCAUCCUUGGAUGCAGAUUGGCAUAUGUAGUUUCUAUGUUUGAAUCUUGAAGAGCUUUAAAGAGAUUAGUGAAGGAGUGAUUGGAUGGCGGGCUUUCUGUGGAGUUGGUUAUGAGAAAUGAUAUUUUGAACUAACACAUGCAGUUUGUUUUCCCUAAAUUGUUGCACGUGAGCUUUUCACAGAAUUAGGCCUUUAGGUGUGGAAAGUAGAAGGCAGUUUUAUUAAUUGGUUUUUGGAAUUUUUUUGAAGAAAUUAUUUAGAGUUCUUUUAAGCUCAGUACUAGUUUGAUAUUUUAUCAUGACAUGAUGAAUGUCUGAGACAUGUUCAUCACUAAAUCAUGUCAUAGUCUUUUCUUGUACUAACUUUCCUUCCAUCGUUCUCGCCCUCUCUCUCUCUCCUUUUGUCUCUCUUUGAUCUGUUACUAUGCAAAACGGGUUGAGUGGUUUAGAUGUACUACUUGCUUCUUGUUUCUACCUCCGGAUCGAAGAAAUUGAAGUUAGGAUGAUGGGAAAGCAUCAGCAACUGGCUAGAGCAUCAGAACAGAUCAAGUGGCGUUAUCUUUCAGUUUUGAGCAGCAUGCUUAUAGAAGCCAAAUAGGUUAUGCUUUGGUUUCUCGGUUUCUGUCUUGAAAUUAAAGGAUAUUGAAGAGGAAGAGCCAUGAUACGUUCUUUGCAACUUCUUAAGCUUGUGAGAAACUUUAGUUAUUAAUGUCCAUUAAGAACAAAAAACAGUAAGAAGGCACUUAUGAAUAUUUGUGAAUAAGAGAGAAUAUCAAGUUUUGAAUUUCAAAUUGAGAAUCGGUAAUAAUGGAGUGGACUUGGAGAGAGCAAGCUAUUUUUGAUGAACUCUUUUUAAUCUAACAUGCUCCCUCCAAUUCACACCAAUUGUCCCAUUUGGUUUUUUACUCUUUAUCCAAUGUACUUAUUCAAUCCUAAAUAUCUUUAAUUUUUCUUAAUUACUGAUUAUAAAAAAUUGAUAUUAAUAAAAUUUAUAUAGAGACGAAUCAAAUAAGAUUUCACUUGACUAUAUUUUGAUAUCUAGAUUAAGAAUGAAAUACAAAUUAAGAGUGAUCAAUGAAUAGUGAUAAAAAAUCAAAUGAGACAAUUCCUCUAAAUUGGAGGGAGUAUAAUUUACCAAGUAAAAAUUACUAUCUUUGGUUCUUUUUGUUUAUCCACUUUUUUGUCAGAUAUGGAAUAGAGAUAAAGAUAUCAUGAAUGGGUGAGUGCAGAUGUAAUAGUAAGACCAAAGGUAAAAAAGGUGGGGGCAUGUUGGAGGUAAAUGUAUGCUAAAAGUGAAAAGGAGUGAACAAAUACAAAGAAAUAGAUGAAAAUGGAACGGUGUGCAAACAAAAAGAAAUGGCGGGAAUGGAUCUCAAAUGCUAAAAAGCUUGGAGCUUUAGUCCCCCAAAGUAUACUCGCAGUUGAGAAAUGAUCAAUGAUCUAAAGCAUGGACUUCUCAAUUUCUGUCUUAUAUGCUUGGAGGAGGAUUACCGGUUUUCCCUACGGUGCUUGCUGGGACUAGUAGAAAAGGGUUGUCUUGCUUAAGCCAUCUCUGCUCGAAGUUGGCCGUUUGGUUCGGUUAAAAGUGUUGAGCGAUCUAAAUUGCGAAUGACCUGCAAUUGGAAUUGAGCAAUCCAAGCUCGCAUAUCGAAGUCUGGGUCUUGGCUACACUGAUCUUUUCAUUGGUUUAGAUUAUUGUAUCUAAUUAUUUUAGCCCUAAUUUCCAUAAAAGUACUUUGAAACUAGUUUUUAUUAUAUAGACGGUCCAUUUAAAAGACCAUUUCUAA